Meloidogyne enterolobii is the source of this 764-nucleotide messenger RNA. The record is from the annotation of a GenBank genome assembly. NCBI's taxonomy places the organism in Eukaryota, Metazoa, Nematoda, Chromadorea, Rhabditida, Meloidogynidae.
AUGUUUGGAAAUAAUUCUGAAAAAGAAGAAAAUGAUAUUCCAAUAAAAAUUCGUCUUUGGUGUUUUCCUUUUAUUCAAAAUAAUAAUUGUCAAUUAGAAUUUAAAUUGAAACAAAUUGAUGAAAGAUAUUAUGCUAAAAUAAAUUCAACAGAAAAUGAAGAAGAAUCAAAUGAUGAAAAUUCAAAUAUUGGAGAACAACAAUUAUUAUUUUCUACAAAUUUUUGUAAUUGGUUUAGUGAAUGUAUUGAAAGGUUUUAUAUAAAAAAUAAAAUGAAUAAUGACAAGAAAAUUAAAAUGGACAAAUUUGUUAAUUUAUUAAAUAAAAAAUUGAAAAAUAAUUUGGAUUUGCCUAAUGAAGCUAAAUUAAUUUUGUUUGGUUCGGCAAUUUCUGGUUUUGGAAGUAAUGACUGUGAUUUGGAUAUUUGUUUAAUUAAUUGUGGAAUUGAUUCUUCUUUAAAUCCUUCAAUAUUUAUUGAUAUAAGAUUAAAUAUUUUAACUGAAAUAGGCAGUUUGUUACGAAAAGAUGAUGAAUUUGGAGAAGUAAUUUUACUUAGACACGCCAGAACGCCUAUUCUCAAAUUUAAACAUUUACCAACAAAUUUUAAUUGCGAGUGGGUUGGAUUUUAUUUUUAAUAAAUUUUGCUUUAAAAUAAAAAAAAAUUCGUUUUUGGCGUUUAAAAAAGAAGAAUCACAAUUUGGCAUUAGUUAAAUUCGACACCCCUUUUGUACCAUUUCUUUGCAAGUACAGACUAAUUAAAUAUUGC